AUGGCAAAACAGCGUACCUUGACCGUCGCCGGACAGACAGUAACUGAGCUAAGCGACACUCAACCCACCGACAUUGAGUAUCCCGAGACACCAGACCACCCAGCCGUACACCAGCGAGCUCCUCCCCUCCGGCCCCUCGGAGACCACACACCCCAACGCGGCCCUCGCGAGCCCGUUGCAGUCCCCAAAGACCGCGGACUUUUCGCCAAUCCUGACCUCCCUAAUCUGUUUGCAGACCCGGCGGUCACCCGGCUAGAUCUUACCCCUUCGCUGGGUACUUUGAUCAAGGGCCUGCAGCUGUCCUCUCUGACGGAUGCACAGAAGGAUGAGUUGGCACUUCUAGUGGCGCAUCGCGGAGUUGUGUUCUUUCGAGACCAGGAUAUUACGGCGCAAGGACAGCGCGAUUUGUUUGAUUAUUAUGGAAUCCCAGAGCUCCUCCCUGACCCAGAGGACGAGAAAGCAAAAGGAAAUCCCAUCAUUAACAACAUUCAAGAACAGGAGCAAGACUUCCGAGCCACAUACGUCCACUUCAAGUGGCCGUUUGCCGACUUCCACGCGGACAGCAGCUUCCAAGCCAAUCCGCCCUCGUUCUCUCUGUUGAGGAUUGACGAGUUGCCACCCACCGGUGGGGAUACAAAUUGGAUAUCGGGAUACGGCACAUAUGAGACCCUCUCGAGACCCCUGCAGGUCUUCGCUGACACUCUCAGUGCGUGGCACAGUUCAGCGCACGUCUACGACUCUGUUCUCAACCACUGGAAUGCCAAACCCGGCGAGCGGCCCAUCGAAACGCUGCACCCGCUCGUCACAACACACCCAGUGACCGGCUACAAAGUGCUGAAUCUCAGCUCCGGCUUCGUGACACGUCUCGACGGCUUGAAGCGCUACGAAUCGGAUAAGCUGCUCGAGCUACUGUUUACACAUAUACAUACCGCACAGGACCACAUGGUGCGGUUCCGCUGGGAGAAGAACUCGGUUGCCCUUUGGGAUAAUCGGGCAACGACUCACCGCGCGACUCAUGAUUAUGCGCCUCUACAUCGGCACGGGGUGCGCGUUACAAUCAAGGGACAGGUUCCGCGGCAGGUACCUGGAAGUCUGAGUAGAAAGGAAGCGGUUGUACAGGCGCUCAAAGACGGUAACGUGCAUGCUGUGCAUGAUGAGAAUACACGGAGGGGGAAUUAUGAGGAGAGAGGGUAUCCGAAGGUAUGA
Messenger RNA from Aspergillus calidoustus, 1206 nucleotides. The record is from the annotation of a GenBank genome assembly. NCBI's taxonomy places the organism in Eukaryota, Fungi, Ascomycota, Eurotiomycetes, Eurotiales, Aspergillaceae.